AUGUCUCUUAAAAGUUAUCUCCCUUCGUGCGGAUGCAUUCGCCAUUUUGUUUUCCGGGACCUUAUUUUUUUUUUCUUAUUCUUUCAACCAUUUUUUCUUCUUUCUUUUUCACUCUUUUCUUAUUUUCUCUUUCUUUUUGAAAUUUUCCUUCUAUUUCCUUUCAUUCAGCCAGUAGAUUGUUUUUCUUCCACAUUUCUUCUUAGUCUGUUUUUCUUUCUUUAUCAUAGCGAUGAUGAUGAUGAUGAAAAUGUGGAAGAUGAUGACGAUGAUGAUGAUGAGGUGGAGGAGGAAGAUGAGGAUGAUGGUUCAGAUUAUUAUGAUGGCGAUGAUGAUGAUGAUGAUGAUGAUGACGGCGACGAUGAAGCUGAUGAUGAUGACAACGAUGAUGAUGAUGAUGACAACGAUGAUGAUGAUGACGGCGACGAUGAUGCUGAUGAUGAUGACAACGAUGAUGAUGAUGAUGAUGAUGACAACGAUGAUGAUGAUGGUAAAGAAUUCCCACAGUCUGCUUAUAUCUAUCUUAGUCUGUUCAUAUCUAUCUAUCCAUCUAUCACAUCUAUCCAUAUCUAUCUCUCCAUGCAUCUAUCACAGAAUUUGUUCAUAUUUAUUAGUCUGUUCAUAUCUAUCUAUCUCAAACUGUUUCUAUCUAUCUAUCUAUCUAUGCUUCUUAACUAUUCUCUCCUCACACACCACUCUCUUCCAUCUCUCUCUCUUUCUCUCUCUCUCUCUCUCUCUCUCUCUCUAUCUAUCUAUCUAUCUCUCUUUCGGCUCUGCCUCUCCUCUUCUUCCUCUUCCUGUGUCGCUAUCCCCACCAGCUUUGUUGAGUAA
Molecule: messenger RNA, 828 nt
Organism: Acanthosepion pharaonis
Lineage: Eukaryota; Metazoa; Mollusca; Cephalopoda; Sepiida; Sepiidae
Source: the annotation of a GenBank genome assembly